AUGGCCGCCAUGACACCUAUAAUAUUUGUGCACAAUUCCUUUUGAAAAAUAUGGAAGCCGCGACAGCACAAUACGUUUUGGAGUGUGGCACUGAAGACUGUGAGAACAACUGCCAGUUUUACUGCAAUCCUUGUCAUCGACCAUUGUGUGAACAAUGCAGAGAUGAACAUCAGAAAAGCCCUGACACCAAGAAACAUGAAGUGGUCGCCUUCCUACAGCACAAACGUCAUCUUCCUGUGGACAAAUGCAAGCUCCAUCCAACUCGUAAUGCAGAUAUUCUAUGCAAUGAGUGCAACAUUCCUCUAUGUUCAAAGUGCACAACCAUGGAAGAACACUUCGGCCAUAAGUUUGUUGAUAUGGAGGACACUGAUGCAGAAAAAUUGGCAUUUUGUUUAGAAGAAAUCUCAAAAAUCCAAGAAUAUUUCCUUCCAACAUCAAAAGAAUUGAAAACAGAGACAGAUGAAGAUGGCAAAGAAGUAAAGAAAACCAUGGAUGGUGUCAGAAAUUCCAUAAAGGCAGAAGCCAAGUCUCUGAAAGACCUGGUAGAUAAGGUGACAUCAGACAAAUUGGAACGAGCCAAUACCAUAGAAAAGUCAUUACUUAAAGUGUUAAAACAACAGAAAAAUACAUACGAUGAUUACAAUGACUACCUUGAAAAUUUUUUAAAAGAGUUUCAUGGCUACCUCCCUUUAAGCAAUUUCAAAGUUUUAUUAUCUGCAAAAUUUGAAAAUUCAAAAAUCCAAUCUGUACCAGAGACAACUAAACCAGUCCAACCCGUGUUUACUGCAGGUCAAUUUACCUAUGAUGAUGUCAGCAAGUUACUUGGAAAAAUAGAUGUCCCAAACAUUAAACCUGAUAAAAGGAAAAUAAAACUCAUGGCUACUUCAUUAACUCAGUUGAAACCUACAGGGAAAGAGAUGAAGCAAGAUAAAGAGAAAUCUGACGUGAAACAAACGCUGUCUCUGUCUUCCUCUGUCACCAAGGUCAGGGAGUACAAAGUACCAGGUGUUGACAAUGUAUAUCACAUAACACAUGGUAAAUCAGGCAGACUCUGGGCCAGUGACGAUCAUGGUAACCUUGUCCAAAUAGAUCUACAGGGGAAUCAGCUGCAGAAGAUACAAACCAGUGGUGAAUUUCAAGGCUACCACACAGUCACACAGGGCGGGGAUCUGAUCUUUACUGACGGAAAGAAAAAAAUCAUCAAUAGGAUAACAGUGGAUAAUACAAUCACUGAAUUUAUUAAAACAGGAGACUGGGAACCAAUCAGCAUACGUCACUCCUCCCACAUCAACGGGGACAUACUGGUGGGGAUGAUAAAGGAUGAAGAGGCUAAAGUCAUCAGGUACAACAAGUCAGGAGAAGAAAUACAGAACAUACAGAGAGACAACAAAGGACAGGGACCGUAUAGUUAUCCACACUACAUCACAGAAAACAUCAAUGGUGAUAUCUGUACAUCAGACUAUAGCAAACAAGUUGUAGUGGUAGUAAAUAAAUCAGGACAACAGAGAUUCUCCUACACAUAUCCGGAGUUUUUGUUUUAUCCCUUUGGUAUCUGUACUGAUCUCCUCAGUCACAUCAUUGUUUGUUUCACUAAUCUUGUGAAUAACUAUGUUCACAUCCUUGAUCAGGAUGGUCAGUUCUUGUCUUUACUACUCACAGCACAGCAAGGGGUAAAAUGUCCCCGUGGUCUGUGUGUGGAUGAUGAGAACAAUCUCCAUGUGGGACAAAGGGACACCAACACAGUGACUGUGUACAUCUAUCUACAGUAAUUCUCUCUAUAUAUGUAAAGCAAAUCAGACAUCAAAUCUGAAUAAAUGUAAUAUUUUUAGUAUAAAAUACAUCAUGUAAAUGAGCUCACUCUGUAAAUUCUAAAAUCUUCCAGACCAUAUUGUAUACCAGUAUCAUGUAUCUUUAUGUUUAUCUUUUUUAAAAUGCAACAAUUUUUUCGUACAUGUACAUUACCUCUAUAUUA
Molecule: messenger RNA, 1972 nt
Organism: Magallana angulata
Lineage: Eukaryota; Metazoa; Mollusca; Bivalvia; Ostreida; Ostreidae
Exons: 2
Coding region: 51-1769 (572 amino acids)
Molecular function (GO): zinc ion binding
Source: RefSeq, a predicted model, not a curated record